Cheilinus undulatus (humphead wrasse) is the source of this 5711-nucleotide messenger RNA. It is a transcript of the gene prom1b, whose product is annotated as prominin 1 b. The coding region runs from base 499 to 3180 and encodes 893 amino acids. Lineage: Eukaryota; Metazoa; Chordata; Actinopteri; Labriformes; Labridae. The transcript has 27 exons. Gene Ontology annotation, molecular function: cholesterol binding. The record is from RefSeq and is a predicted model, not a curated record. Gene Ontology annotation, cellular component: cilium; prominosome; cell surface.
CGCCUAAAUGUAACAGCUUUACACCUUCGUGUUAUCAUCACACCUGUAACUCAGACAGAAAGAGAGGACUGUGCCGUGUCGCGCGCCUCAAAAGCGCCCGUGCGAGCUCCCAUCGGUCACGAGCGCUCUAGAGUUCCACGUGCACGCGAGAUUAGGGCAGGCAGGCACCCGGUGAGAGUGAGUGAGGACACCGAGAUAACGGGCACAUCCUCGGUUGUUGUUUCUGUAUGCCGUUGACGUUCUCCAGGAAAAUGUUUUUAAAGAGUCCGGACCGAGGAACCAGGAGCUCACGGUUGACCGUUGGAUGUUAAAGUUUUACCCUCGGACCGUUGUCUCUGUCCUGCCUGCGGGGAUUAAAGCACCGUGAGGGACAGGUGUCUCAACUCCCCCCCCUCUCUCCAUCCUCCCGCUAGCUCACUGUGCGGCCGGUGCUAGGAGUUUUCUUUCCCCGUUGUUUUUCUUUUUUAUUUUAGGUUCGGAGCUGGACUUUCCUGAGCCAUGUUGUGGACAAGGUGGCUCGUCCUGCUGCUCUGCUGGGGGUCUACAAGCAGCGAGCAGCAUGCGCAACAGAGGGACGGGAGCCCGGUUGCGGUCAGGCCGGACUCCCACAGACAGCGGUCGCCUCCACCUGUGGAGCCGUUGGAUUUUGGGUUUGUACCAGCCGCAGUUUAUGAUACCCAUGCUUACUACGAGCCAGGACCCGUGGGCAUCCUCUUCCACAUGGUCCAUGCUUUUCUCUACGUGGUUCAACCGAACUCAUUUCCAAAAGAUUUGAUUGUGAAAGUUAUACAACAAAACAUGGGAGGAAUCAAACUAGAAGAAUGGAGAAAGCCAGACAACGUAGUCCUGUUACUGCAGUGGAUCUACUAUGAGGCUGGCUUCCUCAUCUGUGGCACCGUCGGUGUUCUAUUUGUGGUCCUCACCCCCAUCAUAGGCAUGUGUUUCUGUGUGUGUCGAUGCUGUGAGAACUGUGGAGGGGAGAUGCAUCAAAGACAGAGAAAGAACGCAGACUGUCAGAGAGGUUUCUUCACUGCUUCACUCAUCGCCACCACCAUCUUCAUCAUCGCUGGAGUACUUAUUUCUUAUGCAGCAAACCACAAUGUCAGCACCAAGAUCAGAAACACUCGGCGGUUCAUCAACACCAAUAUGAGAGACAUGAAGACCUUUGCCAACAACACACCCGCACAAGUCGAAUACAUGACAGCGCAGUACACCACAGCAAAACACAAAGUCCUGUCAGACCUUGAUAACAUCGGGCCUCUGCUGGGCGGGAGGAUCCACAGUCAGCUAGAGAAAGAAGUGGUCCCCUCCUUAGAUACAGCACUGCGCAUGGCUGGAGCCAUGCGGGAGACCAAAGAGGCCCUGGAGAACGUCAGCUCCUCCUUAGAGGUUCUCCAGGAGGGGACGGCGAAACUUCGGGCCAGUCUGUCAGGGGAGCGUGCCUCUCUCUCCAACACCCUGUCAGACCCUGCAUGCACUAAUGGAGCUGUGUCUCACACAUGCAACACCAUCCGCUCCACACUGUCCCAACUGGGAAUCAACGCUGAUUACUCAAAGCUACCAGAUGUGAAUCACGCCUUGGCUAACGUCAAUGUAAUCCUGAAAACGGACCUUAGUAAUAUUGUACAAAAGGGUUACUCAUCCUUCAAUGAUACACCAAAACUGGUUAAAGAACAAACUAGGAACAUUGUCACAGGUGUAAAGAACAUGCUGGAUAAGAUUAGCUCAGAGAUCAACAACUUUGCCAAGAUGUUUCCAGUGGAGGCCUCGCUGGCCAACUUCACAAUUUUUCUCAACGAUGCACAGAAAAAAAUCGAGUCCUAUUACCCACAGAUUGACCAGAUGGAUUUCUACAGGUGGAUCGGCUGUAUCGCUGUGCUCUGUAUGGUCAUCCUGGUUGUGGCGUUUAACAUACUUGGGCUGCUUUGUGGAACCUGUGGCUACGAUAAGCAAGCUACACCUACAACCCGAGGCUGCUUGUCAAACACAGGAGGCAACCUGCUGAUGGCUGGGGUUGGCUUCUCUUUCAUCUUUUCCUGGGUGCUGAUGGGCAUCGUGUGCACCUUGUUUGUUGUCAGCGGUAACAUGGAGAAGCUGAUUUGUGAACCGCUAGCCAACCGACAGCUAUUCCAGAUCAUAGACACACCCUACUUGGUUCAUCCCGCCAAGAAGAACUUCCUUCCUGGGAUGCUGUUUCAGAAUCCAAACAUUGACUUGACUUUGGGGAGCAUGUACAGGGCAUGCUAUGACAACAACGGUCUGUACCACGCUCUGCAGCUGGAGACCAUGUUCAACGUCAACUCCUUCCUCAACAGAACUGUGUACAACAAGGAUCUGGCCAAUGUGCUUGAAAGCGUUCAGGUUGACCUGCGGGACAUCACGCUGCUGGAACAGGCUGGCAGAGACAACCUCUUAAACUUUGCCAACUCUGGGAUUGGACAGAUCGACUACAAUGCCUACCUGGCGGAGGUGAAUAAGGGAGUCACUCAGGUGGAUCUUCUGUCCUUUUCUACCAACCUGGAGGCUCAGGCCGACCAGCUGCCACGUGGUGCUCUGGAAAACGCACUGAAAGGACAUGCUAGCAGUAUCAGACAGAUUCACAGAGAGCAGGUGGUACCCAUGGAGCAAGCAAUGAGUGUUAUGAGCCAGAGUAUCAAGCAACUGCAGAGGACGUCAAAUGACCUACCGGUCAAAGUCACAAACAUCCUGAGUGCCAUCGAUGCAGCAGAGUACCUCAUCACUCAUAAUGCUUCUCAUGUGGUUAAACAGGAGACAAGGGCGUACACAGAGAGCUUAGUGGGAUACUUCAAACAGUACACAGCGUGGGUUAAAAACUCGUUGACUGUAGAGGUUGCCCAGUGCAAACCCAUCAGUAACAUCGUGGACAGCAUGGAGAUCGUCGGAUGCAGCUUCAUAGUGGACUCAGUGAACACAUUCUGGUUUGGUUUGGGAGGCUGCAGCAUCCUCCUGAUUCCCAGUAUCAUCUUCUCUGUCAAACUGGCCAAGUAUUACAGAAGAAUGGACACAGAGGACGUCUUCGAAGAUAUGGGUAAUACAGGUAAUCAUGGUGAACAGGUGUGUGAAAUCCACGGAGACCUCGCUGUGCUCAGCUCUCCUUAUUACGACACUCUGACCCGGUUCCCUCGGGCAUCUGCUCCCCCGAGCUACUCCAACUGGUGACCCAAAGGAACUCGUCGAUGAGGUACUAAAACGGACAAGAGACCUGGAACUGAUUGUUCCCUGUUGAAUCACUGGACUUCUCAGCCUUCCUGUUCAGGGAAGAUCAGCAGCAAUCAAGAACUGUGUGGUGAGGGCGUCCCACCCCCCAGUACAGCUUCAAGCCAUUUGACAAGGACCUCUAAUGCAAGCCAAUUGUAAUAUAUCAUGUGUUCUCUCUACCCACCGGUAUCAAGCCCCAGCAGUACCACCUAUCUCCAACCAGAGCAAUGUACCCGCAUAGAUAGUUUUUAUUUUAGAGAAAACAUUUGUUUCUACUUAUGAGUUUUAACACGAUGACACAAGUGUACAUUUUUUUACAGCUUUCAAAUCUUUUGAAAGUUUUAUAUAUAUUUUUGUUAAUGUUUUAUAACAUGUACGUAGCUUUUGUAGUGUUAGCUUUUCUUUGUGAAUACUUGUAAUUUAGCUUGAAUCGUUUUGGCUCUCCAGGUUGCAUUGAUCAGGGAAUUCAGAGAUUACUUAUCAGUUUGGGAAAGAAAUUCAUAUGCAAAGAGUUAGGUGAGAAGAUGGAGCUCUCAAACUUUAUUAUUUAAUGACAGUUGCUGAUUCGCCUAGUUAUGAAUAAUACAAAAACAAAGACUCAAAGUAUGUUUUGCUUUUAGCUUUAUACUAGCAUCAGCAUGCUAACAGGCUCUCACUGAUAACAUGAUGAUGUGAGGCACACACUGGAUGCUAACCAUGCGCAGCAUAUUAUCUCAACUUAGCUAAACUAUUGCAAUAAUCCAACGUUUUGACUCUGAGUCCAGCACAGGUACAGUGCUGCACAUUAACAUGGCUUUGGGGAUGUUUUUGAUGAUUUUGGAAGGAUAUUUUUUAAAAUGCAGCUUAUGCUGGCCACACACGACAUGAUUUUUAAGCCUGAUUUAGGCCAGACUCCUGUCAGAAUUGUCUUUUAAUUUUUGCUGCAACUGUAACACAUGCAAGGAAGGUCAGCCAAGGAUUUCAAUUGUCCUCCAUGUUUUUUUUCCUCCUUUAGACAUGCUUGGUCCCAUUGAGAUGUUAUGUGUGGGUAGAGCAGGGACAUUUCUAGACAGUAAUUUUCUAUGGGAUUACACGCAAAUCAUAAUUGAUUUUAGUUGACUUGUCAAUGCAAACUUGGGUUAGAGAAUGUGGCUAACCUUAGCAGUGCUAACAUGGCCAGCCUUUGCUCCUCUUUGCAUAUUAAUGUCUACAUUCCUGUGCUAAAUAUCAUCACUCAGUGCUUUGGUUAUAUUUGAUUAUAACCUGACAAAGUAUCUGGACAACUUUAUCCCCAUUUUCUAGAUCAAAAUAGGGCUAAACCUUGCCAGUCCUACAAGAUGCUAUCGGUGCUAUCAGUGAGCAGUUGUUUACAUCAGAUUAAAGAGCAUUGUGGCAGCAAGGCAGUAGUCAUUAAAACAACCACAGUGGCUACUAGUGUCAGGCAACUGCAUUACUAUUUAGACGAAGCUUUUGACCAGGAUUAUGGGGCUAAAAUGACAAAAUAAAUGUUAUUACAUAGUUUAACCAACUAGUAAUUCUGGUGCUGACUACAAAAGGAUCUUGCUUCUACCAUUUAGCCAGCUAAUCGCAUGCAUACCUAGGAGUCUUCCCUGUGAUGUCAUCUGGUGUAUGCAUUCAGAGGAUUUUAAGAUAAAAAAUCGGUUAAAACAGUCCUUAUGAAAAUCGAGACCAACAAAAUUCUUGUGUGGCCAGCCUUACUCUCAGUGAUUUUUCCCAAAGUUGCCUACCCCAGCUUUAAAGUAACAAGAUAGGAAGGUUAGAAAUGUGCUGUUAAAGCUUCUAUGUGUACUUUUUUAAAUUUCAUCAGAGCUAGGCUAACUGCUUUACCACUUUCAGUCUUUGUGCGGUGCUAAGCUAAACAUCUCAUGGCUGUUGCUUCUUGACUAGCAUACUGUACAUAUAUGUGAGGGCAAUCUAUCUUCUCAGCUUACUCACAAAAAUAUGUGAUACCUAAAUGUGGCUUUUAACUUUAAGGGGGUAAAGUGGCAUAUAAAUUUUGCUCUUAUAUUAUUGUAUAUUUGAAACAAAAACAGAUAAGUAUCCUGCUAAAUUUCUACUGCAAGAUGUAAAGUGUCACUUGAAAUUCAACACACACUCAUGCUCCACACAUGCAUGUGAAGCUCUUGAAAGCUCAGGUCAGAAAACAAGGUUGUGAUUUUAUUCCCGCGGUUUAUCUGGUGAUUUGCAGUGUAUGGGAACGGAUGUCAAAUUUUGAGCCUUCAGGGUCUCAGUACAUAAAAAUUACGACAGCUAACGAACAAAAUAUUGUGUCUUAGGCAUCUUUCGCCAGAACAUUAGUGGCAGCCUAGUUGCUUGUGUUGUCAGUUUUUUUUUUGUUUUGUUUUGUUUUUCUUUGCCAUUCUGUGGUUGCAGAAAUUGAAAUCCCAAAAGCCUCUUUGAUUACUGAGGCCUGUUUGAGAAUCACAAAAAAGUGACUAAACAGCUGGAGUUAUGGUAAGGGAUCAAAUCUGUGAAUAAAAACUUCAGUCAAA